This is a messenger RNA of Linum trigynum, 6163 nucleotides long. The record is from the annotation of a GenBank genome assembly. Lineage: Eukaryota; Viridiplantae; Streptophyta; Magnoliopsida; Malpighiales; Linaceae.
ACUCGAAUUAUCAUAAUGAAACAAAUCGUUACACUUAUGGAGUAAUCAAUCAUAUGAAGUUUUCUCCUACUUCGCUAGCUCCACAUUUGACAUUUGUCAUGUAAAGAAGAUUUCUUAAUGCCGAUUAGAGUUAGAAAAUGUCAGUAGUCCAAUCCCACAAUUGCCGACACUAUCGGUUAAUUUUAUUAACUAAUCAACAACUAUUUUCAGCCUUUUCAGGUCAACUUACGAUGAAUAGGACUUCAAUAACUACUCUCUCUUUGGACAUUGAAAUCUUGAACUUUCGACGAGAGAGUCUUUUUUGUCACGGUAUAAGUAAAUUUAUGAUACCUUUUCAGCAAGGGUAAAAUUCAUGAAUGAUAUUUUUAACCCUUUGGAGCGUGAAAGUCAUAGGCUAAAUUCCAACCGUAAGAUUAAGCAGUGUAGUGAACUCCUCAUGUUCGGCAUGGAAGAAAUCUCGGUCGUAUCUUCUACCCAUCAGUUACAUUAGAUAGCAACAACUUCACCUGCAAAAUAAACAAAUAUAUUAAGCCCAUGUUAGGCUUGUCCAAGUAGUUAGAAAAAAAGGUCAAGCAAGCUAAUAAAACCCACAUAAAAUAUCAAACACAACAGUAAGAAGUUGGCAUGCAAAUUUUUAAGAGUAAUAGAUUAGCAGAAAGCGAAGCCAAUUAUAUCAAUUAUACUUAAACUAUAAUUAUACAAGGAUGAUUUUAUUCAAGUUUUUUGUAUUAGAGAGAGGAUAAUUAAGAGAUAGAAUAAGUGGUUUUGAGACCCUUGCACAGACUAAAAAAAAAGUUCCUCUCAAUGUCUUAUUGGGUUAAGCGAUCAAAUCCAAUUAAUUUGGAUGAUACUACGAAGAAGAGAAGCUAAACCUUUCAUCAGCCCGUGAUAAUACCGUGACAUUGAACCAAAAAAGCAGCAAACACUUGCGUUUUUUGAUGAGAUCACGGUCGGGCUGCCAAUGUCACCCCCGUGACAUCUGACUAUGAGAUUGAACCUCGGGCUAUAUAAAAAGACAGCAGCAGGGAGAAAGAAAGGGGAGCAGCGGGGAGAAAGAAAGGGGAGUGGGUUUUGAAAAACAUGGUUCUCUCUCUAGGGUUUCGACCCAAAACACCAAAGAGGAGUUCUAGAGGGAUCUUGGAGGUUAAUUGGAGGCUUGGGUUGAUCUUGAAGUCUAGACUUCAAGCCUAGAAGAUGUAGAAGAUGAAGAUCUUGAGCAAUUUUGUAAUCUCUCUCCUCUUCUCUAUAAACUAAACCUCUUUCUCAUAGGUUGAUAAACCCUAGGUCUAGAUUUUGGUUUGAAGUCGAUGAAUGUGACAUAUUCUAUGUUUGAUUGAUGAAUUUAUCUAUUUGAUGGACAUUUUUCAUGGAUUGCAUGAUUUUUUAUUCCACUUCAUGUCAAUUGAGCUUUUGACCUAGGAGGGAAAUAAUCCUCUUAGAGCCCAUUAUUGGUGUCUUCUGGUCACUCCUAUCAUAUAUCAUCAGGGUAAUCCCCGAGGGAGCUGAUUCAUUAGACAUUCUAACGAUAUAUGAAUCCCUAGGUUGAAUGGAACACCUUCCCACCAUCACUUUGCCGUUUCGGGUCAAUCCCGAGUGAGUCGAUCUCAUAACGGUAGGGUAGUGAGUCGAUCGAGCUAGGAUAGUACUCAACAUCAAUCCAAAUGAUAGAACUAGGGGGAUUCAAGCUAAGAGAGCUCCACCACUUGUAAUUAGCUAGGGUAGUGGUCAGGUUAGUGUAGAUAGGUUUGUUUCUUAAUCACUAUUCUAGGUUGGCUAGAACAAAACCUCAAACCGAAGUAAGGUACACCUAGGAGACCCAUGGUUUGAUAUUUUUAUUGCUUGCUUUGUUGCUGACCUUAUGCUACACCCAGUCGUCGGUUGUGCUUGGCCAUCGAUUGGGAUGUGUAGUUAGAGUCGAGCUAGGAAGCAUACUCUAGCAACACCUAAACGUUUCCCUCUGCUUACUCUCAUUCAAAUAAUAACAACAAGAAGAGUGCAACCACAGAUAUGCAAUAAUUCGUCAGUGUCUCUCAUACCCAACCGACUAUCUUUUUAUCCUUACUUCAUGUCCUUUGAUAACGAUGUUUCACUCAUUAAGCAUUGCUUUGAUCUCAUCCAAUUGAAGAUAUAUUGCAUUUAUAUUUACUGAUGUUUGAAUUACAUGUUCACAAUUUACUUUUUCUUUUUGUCGUGAACAUUGCUCUUUUUCUGCUAAGUAUAAAACAGAGCUGGAUAUAUCAUUUCUCUCUUGCGGGUUCACAAUUACACCACCUUAUUUCUUCUACAUUUCUCUAAACUCUAACUACUCUAGAUUUUCUUUAAAUACAUUCUUUAGCUUGAUCAAUAUGAGAUAUUCCAAGUUCUAUUGAAUCAAGUUUCAUUGCAUCACCAACCCCAGCUCUAGCCGAGAGACUAAGUUUUCAAACCUUAUCUAUUAAACUAGAGACUUAUGUACUACUGCCGUAAAUAAAAAAAAAUUAUGCAUGUGACUUAAAUAUAUUGCUAAAUAAUGACUUUUUUAAAAUCAAAUAACAAUUAGUUUGAAAUUAAAGAAAAUAACAUUUUAAAUGCUUGAGCUUAUAGACUCAUAUGACAAAAAGAAAAAGAGCAGAUGAAUCAUAUAGGCUUUAAAAUAUGUGCAAAAUAUUUGGACAUAAAACAAUGCAUAACUUAUUCAUAUACUAAACGAGGAAAUAACAAAGUAUUAAGAAUGUUCAUCAAUGAGUUGAAGAUCACAACAGAGCAAAUCCAAAUGUAUUUUGAUGAAAACUUUUGUUAUAUUUGUGGAUGCUAUAAAUACAUUGAGAACAUUGACACAAACUAAAAUUUGAAAUAGUUUAUCAAACUAUAAACUUAAAAAUAAUAUGAUAUUAGUAAACUCUAUAAGUAUCUCGGCCAUCUAGUUCGGGUUAAGCUUGUUAGUAACAAAAUAAUAGUGCUUAAAAAUGAAAACCUCUAAGAACUAUAUUGUUCCGUGUGUGAGAAAUUGAAUAAAGCUAAACCACAUAGAAAAUAAAGGGCAAAUGAUCACAAAAUCAUACCCAAAACUUACAUUCCUCCAACAAGCAUAAAAUCUUUCAAUUCAAUAAUAAGACUUUACAACUUCUUGAUGUUGUUCAACUAUAGAAGCAUGGAUCGAUUAUGUCCAACAAGUUGAUCGAAGUACUAAACAAAAGAAUAUAUUAUGAACUCUAUCCUUGUGUCGGAAGGGGUUAUCACCUACAUAACUUACAAGAAAGACUAGGACACUAGAGAUGUGAAGAUUUGUCCAACCAUUUAUUCCAGUCUUGUUCAUUUGUGAAUAUUUAUGUUGGUGCUAGAAGACAACAGUCGGACACCCACAAAUAUAGAAACUCUUCAUUGUUCAACCACCUGUUGUGUGGCAAAGACCCGCAGAAUUCCAGGCACCGCCUUUGAGCUAAUCUCAAUGAAUUGUAGCUCAGUUUCAAGUAUCUAAAACGUUUGUCACAAUUACACUGUAUUAUAUCUUUUACAUAUCUCUAAACCCUAGAUACUUUGUAGCUUUUCUUUACAUACAUUUUUCAGUCUAAUCCAUAUGAGGUUAUCUACAUUAUGUUGCAUCAUCAAUCUCCAGUCAAGAGACUCAGUUUUACACAUGCUUAACCCUAUAUACUAACCUAGAGAUUAAUAGGGCUGGAUUUUCAGUUAGUUCGGUUAUAACCGAUAACUGAAAUGUCGGUUACCGGUUAACCGUGGCAUUAGAUGUGAAUACCGUCAACCGCCCGAAGGAAAGCUUCGGUUAGCCGGCAACCGACUGGUCAGUUGCCGGUUAGUUGCUCGGUUACCGACGUAACCACGACAUACAAUGAAAACUGGUUGUAACCGACUAACCAAACCGGUAACCGAACUGGACAGAACUCCUGUGCAGACAAGAUCGAUACAAAUUGCACCGCCAAUCCGCCAUUGUUGGUAGCACCAUGAAGCUUCUGGUGACACUAGUGGUCUCUUCCAAGAUCCGGCCGGGACACGCUCGCCUGACCAUCAACCGGGCAGAUCUUGACAAGCGCGGGAACGUCGGUCUUCACCGUCAUCAUCGUGCUUCCGCCGACGUCAAAAACCCCAAGGAGGAGAAAAAAUAUCCGGAGCCACUAAACAAAGUUGGGAUAGCUUAUAUAACUAUUAUUCGUACGCUUAUCGUACGCUAGAAUGAACCAUAUAUAUAUAUAUAAUAGCAUAAGUUUGCUUAAUACAUAAGGUGGAAUGUGAGAGGGUGCAUUAUAAGGCUAAAACUCAUCUUACAAAUAAUUUCCCACCUUAAUCCACGUUUUCUAGUUAUUGAUUAGCAACCUUCUCGUUUUGCUACGUCUUACCUUAAAGGGUUUUCCCCCCUCAUAUGUGGUUAUUUUUUCAUAACCAACGUUUUUUAGUUGUUGAUUAUGUAAGUUUCUCUUUUUGCUAGUACUUACCUUAAAAUGUUUUUUUUUCUUCUCUCACUAUGAUUUUCCCCCUUAACCUACAUUUUCAUCUGUCGAUUAGACAAGUUUUUCUUUUCACUACGCCUUAUGCUAAAUGAUUUUUCUUCUCCCACGUUUUUUCUGUUGUGGAUUAGACAAGUUUUCCCUUUCUCAAUUCACGAGUGGUUAUAUUAAUGUACCAAAAAACAAAUAGGACUUGCCUUAGAAACAAAUAGUUUCCUUUUAGCCCCGUUUUUCUAGCUAUUGACCAGACAAAUUUAAUCUUUCAGUAUGACUUACAUUAGAUGGUUUUUUUCCUCUCACAUAUGAUCCCCCCCCCCCCCCUCUCCCCCACGCUUUUCUACCUAUCGUUUAGCCAAGUUCCCCAUUUCUCUAGGACUUACAUUAAAAGGUUUUUUUUCUUUCUCUCUCUCUCUCUUUUUCUUUACGCUCUGUUUGGCAACAAGGAGGGUGCAAAUUGCAAGGGGGGUGCAAGUUGAGGGGUAAAUUGCUGGGGGGGUGCAAAAUGCUGGGGUUGUAAGUGGAGGGGUAAAUUGUUGUUUGGAUGAAAAAGUAAGGGGGUGCAAAUAGAGUGAAAAGUAAGUAAUUAUAUUAUUUUAAAAUAGAUUUUAAUAUUUUAAAAUAGAUUUUAAGAUUUUAAAAUAGUAUCAUAAAAUAAUAAAAUAAAUAUUACUAUAUAAUAAUAAAUAUACUUUACUAAAAAUAGUUAUUAUAUAAUAAUGCUCAAAUAAUAAUUAAUUAUAACAAUUGUAAUAAUCAUUGAUCGAGCGAUCUCAAAACUCGAAGCUCAACUCGUAACUGGUCAUCCUAUAUAGGAUUUUCGUGUCUAGUUUAAUCUUAAAUUGUCAAACUUAGUCAAACACGUUAGAAUUUGUAAGUUUUAACUAUUUAGUCAAAUAAACUGAGUUAACCAAACAAUUUCUCUCUAUCUUUUCCACAAACACCUCGUAUCUCUAAUUUUCAAUGCAAAUUCGAUUCAACCAAGAGAUCUAGAUUUGACUUGACGAACAUUGAUAAACUUGUUUCCAGAGUCAAAUGGUCAACCCCGAAUAAUGUUUACAUGAAUGAUAUUUAUAAAAUGAAGAAAUUGAUAAUAUUAAUUAUUAUAUAAUUAUAUAUAACACAAUUAGAAAAAUAAAAUUCCAUAAUUCCCCCUCCCCCUCUCUUCCUUCCUUCCCUUGCACCCCAAUUCGGGGGGUAAGCCGAAACAGUAAAUUUGCACUCCCGUUUUGCACACCCCUACUGUUCCAAAUUAACCAAAUAGGUGCAAAUGUGUUAGAAACUGUGUUUACCCCUCACAUUUGCACCCUCCUCCCAUUUACCCCUCUUCCCAAACAGAGUGUUAAUCCACAUUUUUCAGCUAUCAUAGGUAAGUUUACCCCUUCGCUAGAACUUAUAUUAAUUGUUUUUUGAAUUCUCCCACGUUUUUUCUCUUGUGGAUUAGACAAGUUUACCUUUUCUCAAUUUAAUAGGGGUUAUAUGAAUUGUACAUGUGUUCUAUGGUUGUUCACUGAAUGCUCAAGUUCAAGAUUCAUGACUAAUUAAAUGUAAUUUAAUUGCAACUUUUACAUGUCACUACUCGUUAAUUAGUGUAUGGACUUUGCUAUGACUAGGAGAAAUCGGUUUAUCGGUAUCUCAAAUGCUAAAUAGCAAUCAAAAUCAAUCUCAAUAUGAAAUGUUUAGAUAUAGUAUUAGUAUAUACCAAAUACUAAAUUAAAUAACAUCAU